Messenger RNA from Ciona intestinalis (vase tunicate), 2446 nucleotides. The record is from RefSeq and is a predicted model, not a curated record. Lineage: Eukaryota; Metazoa; Chordata; Ascidiacea; Phlebobranchia; Cionidae.
GCGUACGUAGAAGUUAUAAUUUCGUAUGUACAGACCUUAAAACAAAAUCUAUUAGUUCAGCUACGUUAUUUAAGCAAUACAAUGCAGAUUUAGGAAACCAAGAAUUGUUGCAAUGCGUUUUGGUAGCAAUAUUUUAAAGCUGUUUGUUACUUAUAAAGUAGGACUUCCAAUCUAAACUUGCUUCUUAUUUCCACAGUGUUAAUAUUUGUUUUUGUAAUGUGUUAAUACUGUUAAUUAUGUCUUUAAUCAAACGAAAGGUGCUAUCUGUUUUGUUUUUAACAUUAUUGUGUCUUGUAUUUAUGGUGGACCUUAAUUUAUAUGCAGUGCAAUACAGUGUUACAUUUAAUGCUUAUCUUCCUAAAAAACACUUAAAUUUACACGAUUUUGAUUUAAUUAACAUAAGAUCUGUCCCAGAUACUGAUUUGGCAUUCAACCCAGAAUUUGCAAAUAUCAGUUGCAAAUAUGAAAGUAUUGGUUGCUUUAAUAGCACAGCAUUUAGCGUAUUAGAAAUGCCUGUAAAAACAUUUUCUGCUCGAUCUGUAUGGAAAUGUGUGUUUAUGUGUUCUCAAAUUGAGCAUAUGUAUGCUGUAUUUAACGGAGUUUCCAGCUGUAUAUGCGGUCAUGAAAUACGGCAUGAUCUAAUCUUUAAUUCCGAUACCAGUUUUUUAAGUAAUUGUAGUAGAAAUGAUACAUCAGCAUACAAAUUGACGAAUAAGUGUCGAUCUAUUAAUUUUUCCCAUGUUGAAUUAAAUACUUUAAAAUAUUCGCCUUCGAGUAGUACUAAACAUCUGCCCAAACUUCAAUUAUUUUCAAUGCAAUGUAUGUUAUACUGUGAACAAAAUCAGUCUAUGUACUCUGUGGUCAAUUCUACAGCUUUAAAAUGCUUCUGUGCCGAUUCAAUUUAUUUAUCUAAUGGAUUUAGAGCAAGAAAUAGACUUCAAAAUAUUGCAAAUUUAAUUCGGACUAAUGUACAAAACCCUGUGUGCUCUAAGAAACACUUUUUACACUCACAAAAUAAAACCGAUUUGACGGGUCUCAUCAGUUUUCCUGGCUCUGGAAAUACUUGGAUAAGACAUUUGCUGGAGCAGGCAACUGGUUUAUAUACCGGUAGCAUUUAUUCGGAUGAGCACUUAUACAGAAAAGGCUUUCUUGGAGAAAUUGAGAAGUGGCAAUUGAAAAAAUGUGCAAUAAUAAAAUCACAUAAAGAAACGCUCCAGUUUUCGUCUCAUUUCGACAAACUAAUUCUCGUCAUUCGUAACCCCUUUGAUGCAAUCCUUUCCGAAUUUAACAGAUGUUUAAGUGACAGUCAUACUGGUUUUGCUAACCAGUCCAGCUUUACCGGGAAAAAAUGGCCCAAGUUUGUUCCUUACAAGAUGCAAAAAUGGAUAAGAAUUAUAAAAGUUCACCUUGAGGCUAGAAAAGAAACCACCGUCGUUUUCUAUGAAAAUCUGGUACAAAAUCCGAUCCCAGAACUAAGGCGUGUGGUAAAGUUCACUGGUUUACAUAUUCCAAAUCUUGAAGCUAGGCUAAUUUGCACACAGGAAAACCUCAAUGGUGCAUUUCAAAGGCCAAAAAGAAAGCAGAACCCAUACUCUAAUUGGAUGGUUACUUUAAUAAAUGAUGGUAUUACUGAAGUGAGAAAAGUGUUGAAAGAAUUUGGCUAUGACUGCCCAGAGUAUGAACGCUAUGUGUAAUGUAGUUAUUUUUACAUUUCGUAUUUGAAGCAAAACUAAACAUGUAGUAUAGUGGGAGAAGAUGGGACAUCUUUUUAUUCUAUUUUCUCGUCCCAUUUGGUAGUAAACAAAGAACAUUCACAGAAUUAUAAAACCGUAUUCUCACGGUCCCCAUACACUGUUGUUAAUUGUUUAAAACACGAUCAUGUUACGGAUAUUACAUACUAAAGGUGUCCCAUCUUUCCCACCCUACAAUAUGAUAUAAACAAUUAACAUUUCUUAUCAUGUUUUUAUACAUUUUUUAAUUAAAAGCCUUGAUCUUUUUAGUUUUUACAUAAGCGUUAUUUAGUAACAUUUCAUAUAUUGGUGCAUUAUUACAUGUUAUUUACAUAGUAUUUGUGCAAUUGUAAAGUAAACAUAUGUGUUGCAAUAUUUACAAUAUACCUUUUUUCAUUAAAAGUCACUGAUGUGUCAUUCUAAGUCGUAUCUACACAUCUUGCUUUGUUUACCUUUUGUACUUAAGUCGAACAGACAAAAAACUUGAUUUGUGCAGUUUUAAAAUGAACAUGUAAUAUGUAUUGCAAUAUUUACAUAUUUAUAUAAUAUAUUAUAUGUAUAAUAUACCCCCUUUUAUUAAAAGUCACUUCUGUGUUAUUUCAUUUUCAAGUCAUAUAUGCACAGCUUGCUUUGUUAACUUAAGUCAAACAGUUGAAAUACCUAGUUUUUGCAAUAAAGUCAGCAUAUGUAUUUACAUUCAUGUUACUGUAAUGCAG